This is a messenger RNA of Ascoidea rubescens DSM 1968, 3789 nucleotides long. RefSeq lists its product as uncharacterized. NCBI's taxonomy places the organism in Eukaryota, Fungi, Ascomycota, Saccharomycetes, Ascoideales, Ascoideaceae. The coding region runs from base 1 to 3789 and encodes 1262 amino acids. The transcript has a single exon. The record is from RefSeq and is a predicted model, not a curated record.
AUGGAGCACUCCUUCAACUCGUAUUCUAGUGCUGGAGCCCAUGGUGUGUUUGGUGCUGAAAAUGUGCUGCUGGGGCAGGAUGGCCAGAAGGGCAACUUGGAUGCGUUUGUUGUCUGGAUGAAAAAGGCCAAAAGAGAAGCUGAGCAGUUGCUAGUGGACCAGGCAGAGGAGGAGCAGACGUUUUACAGAGAGAUUGAGCAGGAGCAACAGAAAUUGCAACUGCUUGCUUUGGAGAAGGCCCCUCUGCCAGAGGACCAGUUUGAUAGCGCCAACAUUCUCAAUGGCUCUUUUCUUGAUCCUGAUAUUGCAGUUCAGCAGGAGGUUGUGAUCACUGAAAAGCAGAUCCAAAAUCAACCACACAAUGCCAUUUUACUGGACAAAAGCUUAGUACAAGUUCCUCAAGAAAACCAAUCAAAUCUGCUACAAAAACACGAUAUUGCUUCUUUUACUGAGACUAUAAGCGAACCACAAAAUCUCACUUUCGCUAAUGUACCUCACAACAAUGCAAUUACUAUAUUUGAUAAUGAAAUCAUUGAUCUUAAUUCACAAUCCGACGAAGAUUAUGAGGAAAAUGAUAAUGAAGAAGAGGAAGCUGACAAUGAAGAGGAAGGUGAUGAAUAUUAUUCCGAUGAAGACCAGCUGUAUAACAAGAUCAAAGAAAUCGAGGAGUCCUCAAUUCCAUACAAUCGAAAUUUGGUGGCUCUUGACCAUAUAGUUAAUGCAAACCAUAUUAAUAGUUUAGAAGAAAUACAAAAUUUUAAUAAAAGCGACCUGAACUCUCCUAUUCCUGAAAAUGCUGCCUUUCAUGAAAUUUCUGAUGAGGAUGAAAAUGACGACCAAAAAUAUGAACAGGAUUUUAAUAGUAUCACCAAUCCCAAUAAUAUCAAUAACAUCAACAAGAUUGAUCAAAUUGAUAACUUUCAAAAAUUUGAUAAUUUCAAUAAUAACUACAAUCAGCAGAACAUAUUUGAUGAUUCUAAACAGAAUCUAGAUAACUAUGCUCAAUAUAAUGAUCCCGAUCAAUUGUUUUCUUACCCAAAAGUUCCAAACUCUUAUUAUCCUCAGUAUCUGAGAUUAUUUAAUAAAAAUGAUAUGUCAAACUAUGAAAGUUAUCACAUACCAGAAGAUCAAGAUCAAGAUCAAAAUUCAGAUUAUUAUUAUGAUGAUCAAGAUGAAGAUCAGGAUCAGGAUCAGGAUCAAGUUGAGAAUUACAAUUCCCAAGUUAAUUUUAAUUACAAUAAAAAUAUUCACACAGAAAAUAAUUAUGUAACUCCAAAUAACACCAAAAAUAACAACCCAAACCCAAAUCCAACCGAUAAAUCUGAGAAUCUUCAUUAUCCCGACUAUAAUGAUAAUUUGAACUUCGAUGGUGUCCAACUGAAUGAUAAGGACCAUGAAAAUCAAUUCCUACCUGAUCACCAAAAUUUUGGUUCUAAAACUCUACCUGAAAACCAUGAUUAUAUAAACCUAGAUUCAGAUCAAGGAUAUGAUGAUACCAUUACCAAUAAUAAUAAUAAUGACCAUAAUGACCAUAAUGACCAUAAUGAUGAUAAUGACGAUGAUAAUAAUAUUUAUGGCUAUAUAUCAGGCUCUCAUAGCAAUUAUAGAAAGGAACAUAAACUUGAAGAAGGAGAUGAAGAAAAAGAGGAUGAUGAUAAUGAAGAAGAAGAAUAUGAGGAAGAAUAUGAGGAAGAAUACGAAGAAGAAUAUGAGGAGGAAUAUCCUUUCGAAGUUCAAAAUGAAGAACUGGAUGAAAAUGAUCUGAAUUUUCGAUAUGAACAUGAUAAGACCACUAAAUCAUUAGAAAACAAUAAUUUUGAAAAUGAAAUUAAACAGGAAGAAAGCUUCUCUUCCACUAAUAGCAAACAUAAUUACGAAUAUCAGAAAGUUGAAACAGAUGCAGAUAAAGAAAUUUAUAAUUAUAAAGAGGGCCAUAAACAUAGUCAAGCAAAUGAUGAUAACGAUAAUAAUGAUGCCGAUAGUGAAUUUGAAAAUCCUUAUGAUAAAAAUGAUGAGGGUGAAUGUCAAAAUGAAGAUCAAAGCAAUUUUGAAAGCAAAAAGUUUAAAUCAAAUACUGAAACGAUAGACAGUAGUAAUAAUACCAAUGAAAACGAAAAUGAAAGUGAAAGUGAAAGCGAAAAUUUGCUUUUAGAAGAACUGCUUGCAAAUUCAAAAAACAUUGAUGAAAAUAGUAAAAAAUCACUGGGAGCCCUGAAUCCUUUCAUUGCUAAUUCUCGGCCAUUUGACUCGAAUUCAGAAAAUUCAGAAAAUCAAUUAUAUGGAGAGUCAUUAAAAGCUUUUGAUCAAAACAUGAUCAUUGACAAAUUAAAUGUUAAUGAGAAACAAGGAACUCUCCGGAUUCAAAAUUUACCAACGCCAACAAUACAAACUUUUGAUGAAGAUAUUAGUAACCUCGAGGAAGAUCUGGAAGAAUAUAAUAAUCUUGAAGAUUUGAAUUAUGCUUCAAAUAAAGAGUUACAACAUGAUUUUGAUCAGAAUAUGAUUAACGCAGCGGAAGAGUUAGAUGAUAACAUUAAAAACAUUGAGAAUAAUUCUGAAGAAGAUUUAAAAGUUGAUAUUGAAAAAUAUGAAAAAUCUGAUGUGAUUUUGGAUGAUUUAGAAGAAGAAGCAGAUAGUAACAAAAAUAUGGAAAUAGAACAACUUACAGCUGAAUCCGCAAUUAUGGAAGUUGAAAACUUAUUAGUCUCAACAGACAUUGAGGAUAUUGAAAUGGCAGAAGAAGAAGAAAAAAAGGGAAAAAACAAUUAUUCUAGUAUUACAGAACAGAAAACGAUUCCUUCAUUUGAAAUCACCAAUACUCAAAAAAUAGGUGCCAUAAAUAUUGAAAAUAUCAAUGAUAAUGAUUUUAAAGGAAACAGUGCGCAAGAGGAAACCGUGGACGAAGUACAAAAGAAAGAUGUUUUAAACGAAUUGCAAAACAUUAAUCAAGAGCUCUUUUCUAAAGAAGACAUUAGAAUAGAUAAAGAUAAAAGUGAGAACGAUAUUCUAAAUAAACAUGAAGACGAAAAUAAAAAUGAAAAUGAAAAUAAACAUGAAAAUGGCAUUGAGAGUAAGGAAAUAUUGAGUAUUGAUCAAAUGAAAUAUACUCAUAGUGAAACUGAAAAUGAAGAAACUGAAAAACAUUUCCAGGCGAAUAAAAAUCAAAAAAAUCAUCAAAUUGAUAAUACUAUUGAACCCCAAAAGAAAAUUUUUGAUGAACAAAAACAAAUAGAAGAAGAUGAAUUAAUUAAUGAGAUAGAUGAAGAAAAGUUAGGUUUAGAAGAAAAUGUAGAUAAUGGUCAAAAUAAUUUCGUCAAAGAAAUGGUUAUGGAACAUCAAGAAAAUUCACAAAGUUUAGAAACUGAAUCUUCAAAAAAAUUGGUUUUAAAUGAAAAAUUAGAAAACCUGGAGUUGGAAAUACUGAAUGAACAACAAAAUAUUGAAAACCGAGAUAAAAGUAUUGAUGAAAAGGGAAAUAAUAAUAAAAUUAAUAAAAAUGAAAAUGAAAAUGAAAAUGAAAAUGUUGAGAGGAAAACCUUUAAGAGAACUCAAUCAGAUGUUGAAUUUGUGAAUAAUGAAAACCAGCUAAAGAAAGCAAAAUUAGAUAAAGAUGAUGAUAAUAAGCUAAUUACUGAUAUAAAGCCUGACAACAAGAUUCAAGGCAGUAUAAACAAUAAAGAAAAAGCAAAUUCUGAAGAACCGGUUGCUGAAAGGAUAUUUGAUAUUUCAUUAUUUGAGUCUAUUGAAUCUACAUUUGAAAAUAAUUCUCAAGACGGGAAAGACGAGUAA